This is a messenger RNA of Closterium sp. NIES-67, 3280 nucleotides long. NCBI's taxonomy places the organism in Eukaryota, Viridiplantae, Streptophyta, Zygnematophyceae, Desmidiales, Closteriaceae. The record is from the annotation of a GenBank genome assembly.
AUCCCCCCCUAUAGAGGUCAGACGGGUGAGGGCGGUUUAGACCCCAGAUAUUGGUGAGAAAGGUGAGCAGGGAUGCGAGGUGGGGUGCUGUACUUUGGAGUGAUUGAAGGUGGGGUGCGGUGCUGGUGGUUGGUAUGAGGAGGACUGUGUGAGGGCAGGGAGGCACAUGAUGCUGCAUGGAGUGCCUGAUGCCGCCCUGCCCCUGCUCCUCUGCCAUUCCUGCUUGGCUGCAACCUUUGGUGAGUUGUGGACAUAUCUGGGGUGCCUGACUGUUUUGAGUAUUCACUGACUGUGUGAGGGGGUCCCAGACCCCAUGCACAGAGGUGCGAGGGAGGUUUACAGCUCAUCUAAAGAGGGCAAAUAGGUGAGGGGGGUUCAUGCCCCAGCUGUAGAUGUGAGGCAGGUGAGAGGUGGUUCUGACCCCAAGUACACAGGUGAGACUGGUGAGAGGGGGUUCUGACCCCAAGUACACAGGUGAGACUGGUGAGAGGGGGUUCUGACCCCAAGUACACAGGUGAGACUGGUGAGAGGGGGUUCUGACCCCAAGUACACAGGUGAGACUGGUGAGAGGGGGGUUCUGACCCCAAGUACACCUGGAAUGUGGUGCUGGCGGUGGGUGUGAAGAGGACUGUGUGAGGGCAGGGCUGUGGUCGGCACAUGAUGAUGCUGCAUGGAGUGCUUAAUGCCACCCUGCCCCUGCCCCUCUGCCUUUGAAUGGAGUGGUGUCUGCUGCACAUGCCAUGCAUCACUGGUGAGUUGCAGCCUGUUUCAUAAUGUCUAGUGUUGGAUAAUAGCAGCAGAUGGGGUGGGGUCGGGUCGGGUCAGGUGGUGAGGCGUGAGACAGGCUGUUUUGUAACAGGUUGUCCUUGUGCUUUCCUGGUGAGAUGAGACUUGAGGGGGUGAGACCUGAGGGAGUGAGGCUAGAGGUGACGCAAUUGAAAGAGGGUCUGGCUGUAGGGCUGAGAGGUGAGCAGGUGUGGGUGGUACAAGGCGGGGUGUGGUUUUGGCGCAGUUGCUGUGGUUCUGGUGGUUGGUGUGAGGAGGACUGUGUGAGGGGGUAUACGAAUGGGCCAUGGCAAUGUGGUGGUGAUGCGUGAGACACGCUGUCCCGAUGGCGUCUUGAUGCUGUCCUGAGAAAAUGAGACCUGAGGGGGCGAGCCCAGGGCGGUUGAGAACUGAGGGGGUGAGACCCGAAGGGUGACAGGGUGUUAUGGGGCUUUAAGGAGAUGUCAGGAGGAGUUGACGAAUGCAGGGAGGAACCUGAUUUGUUGCUCUAGCUUCCCUCAAGUGGUCCAACAAGGCAGGGGAAUUGAUCCCAUAUUGCUCCUGACCCUGUACCAUGGAAGAGGUGGCUCCUUGCAUGCAACUAGUCUCUAGUUACUCAUGUUUUGAGAUUCAGCAGUGAAGUUGGCGGGAGUUACGUUGCUCCUUCGCGGCGCAGACUUUCGCAUUGGCCCUCGAGUGCGCUUACCCUAACGCCUGCUACUCUUAUCACUAGUGACGCCAAGAGCGAUGCUAGGCGUGAGUAUAGGAGUACGCAUUCCGUCGCCUGAACCAGCCGGUUAUGACAUCUAAAACGCGUUUCUGGCGCUGCACAGCAGUAGCUACAGUAUGCUGUGGAAGUACUCGUUAAUAAGUACUCGUUUAAGACUGAUUCAAGUGUCGCGUUAACCUCCUGGCGUAUCGUAAACUCGUCGAAAUGGAGAUGAAAUCGAAGUCGCUAUUUGACGAUGUAUACCAGAAUUUAGAAUGUAGGAUGCCUGUCUAAGCUUUAACGAUCUGUCGCUUAGUGACCGUCGCUCGAUUAACCGUCGCUUAGUAAACCGUCGCUUAGUAGACCGUCGCUCAGUUAACCAUCGCUCAGUGAACCGUCACUCAGUGAACCGUCGCUCAGUGAACCGUCGCUUGGUGAACCGUCGCUCGGUGAACGUCGGUCGGUGAACCGUCGCUCAGUGAACCGUCGCUCAAUGAACCGUCGCUUAGUGAACCGUCGCUUAGUAAGCCAGUUGUGAUGGCGACCGGAUCCAAGGCCGUUUCGGAUGCCACGUGGCAUAAUCUAGGCGUGGUCACCGGCUCGCUGUUUGCCGUCAUCCUCGCCGUUGCUUUUCAUCAGCAUCAUUCCUCGACCGUUGAUCAGCUCAAAUCGUUGCUGCACGAAUCCAGGGACCGGGCGGGUGACGUAGAUGCGGCUUUAAGAGGCAUUCAGGCGUUGCUAACCAACCCUUCCGGCAAGGCUUCUAACACUCAAGGCCAGGUUCAUCUGAACCAGCGGUGCAUCCUGGCCGUUGAUCACGGCAGCAUCAACGCCUCCCUGCUUGCUGACACAUCAUCGCCCGACUACCUGGAGGACAACGCCAAGCACCUCCCCUCGUGGCUCUCCUCCCAACUUAUUAACCAGCUGUACGCUGAGCGCCACGGGUACACCUUUUACUCGCUGGACGCCAUCACACCUGCGCUGAUAGGUGAAGGCAUCGACCCUAGCAGCAUCAACAGAAUCGCCUUCAUCAACAGGCAAUUAGCCUGCUGCUGCCGGUGGGUGCUAGCGCUGUUAGACGGCGCAUACAUACGCAUGGAGCAGCACAGCCUCCCAGUGGAGCAGUGGGCCGCAACCCUCGGCGAGAGAGACACCUUUGCGUGGAUCACGCGGUCGGGAAUAGACAUGGACAACCAGACGUGGUUCCCCUCAGACCCUGCUGCGCUAGUGGGGGAAAAGGACUCCCAGCAGCAGGGGGAGGGGGGGGCGUAUCAGCGGCAGGAGAAGCAGGGGGCGAAGGGAAAGGAAAGUUUGCGGUGGAAGCAGGGUGGUCCAGGGGAGUCGGCGGAUGAGGGGGGGAGGGAGGGGAAGGGGAAGGGGCGGGGGCUGAUAGGGCUGGUGGGGAGAUCGGGGGAUGGGGUGUAUGGGCUGGCGGGGAAGGCAGGGACUCUGUUCCAUGAGAGCGUGCCUUUUGUGGGCAACGCGGCUGUGCUGCUCACACACAGUGGGGACACCUUUAAGUUCCUGUCGUUAUGGCAGGCCAAGUCUGCAGCGACAGGGUGGGAUUUUACGGGCCUCCAGGCAGCAGUGAGGGAGUUUGCCGACCAGAUCGCCAUAGUGCCGCACCUGGAGAUGGGCGGAUUGCACAGCCGUGCCAUUAGGUAUGCAUAUUUUGGCAGCAACCAGGAAGAUGCCAGGAAGGUGCUUGCCACAGCUCUGCUUGCUGCCGUGGAGUUUCACCAGGCGUGGAAGGACAGCGUUGAGGCAGAGUGAUUUGCAGUGGUGUACAGUGAUUCAUAAGGAAAU